AUGGAGCACGGACGCUGCAUUGGUGAAAGGUACCAACUCCCAAAAGCAUACUUCGGGCUGCAACAAACUAGCAACUGCCCGCAAAAAAUAUUUUCGCUUUUUUCGCUAUUUGCGUCUGAAAAAAACGCGUCGGCUGAUGCUAAUCUUCUGAACUUGUUCUUCAAGUUCGUGGAAAGCAAAAAACUGUGAGUUUGUUUCCAUUUUCUUUAACAAUUUAGUUAAUUUUGUUCUUAAAGAUGCGAGCAACAGAAGCCUAUCUUUGAACGAGUUUUGUCCAUAGUCAUGGACAUAACUCCCGAAGAGAUGGAAAACGUGACGUGCAAGACCCUCCUGAACAACGCGCGAAAAGAAUUCUUGUUUUAUAACAACACUUACGUGAGUUUCACCGUCCGCGAAAGUUAUAAGGCUGACCAAAGUUCAGGAUGCCAACCGAGAUUACUUGAAGAAGAUCUUGAAAAAAGAAGUGUUCAAUUGGGCUAUGGGGAAAGAAAUUCCGAAAGCACAGGAACUUUUCGAGAACAUGAAAGCGGAUAUCCUAAGUGAAUUUUCUGUAAGUUUUGAAACAUCCCUACAACCUCACUUCUCCAUUAAGGACAAUCACUGGACGCGCGACAAUGACGUCGUUCCCAAAUUCCUUGCUGAAAUCAGAAACUUGAAGUUAGUGAUUCCGAAUUAUUGGAACAUCACGCAACUCGUCAUCAAGUGGGAGAACCUUGAAAAGGAAUGCAACACCAACGUGUCCGGACUGGGCGAGAGUUUUGGCAAAUGGUACGUGGUUGUGUGUCAGGCCUACGCGUCUUCCGGUCUUUUGGAAGACAGUCGCAACUGGCUCAAGAGCAUCAUUCCAUCGGAGGUUUUCGAAGAGUACGAGAAAGACGAGAAGAUCAUGAUUGCUCACGGAAACGUAGGAAAUUCACUACUUAUUUGCAUCACAUGUGGUUUUUUGUUAUUUUCAGCAGGUCAUCGCAACUACACCCCUGAUCUCGUUGUCCGCAGGAACGAGCAAACACCAGUUGGUAAGAAAACUUUUUUAUAUUAAAACCACCUUAUAUCUAUUCAUUUUCAGUACGGAGGACUCGGAUUCUGGUUCCUCCGGCACAUGAUCAGGAAACUAGAUUUUGCCGCUCUAAGCCGACAACGCAAAGACAUUAGCGCUGUUCUGGGCAAGAACCAGAAGUGUGUGCUUUACUACGGCGAUUUUACCAACCAAAGGCACAAUUGGUUCCAUUUCAACAAAAACGAAACCGAUAUCGGCGUUGUCACUAACGAUGUGUAUGCGAUCGCCCGAGAGGCGACAUACGACUUGUACGCACUCGGAAAGGCUUGGCAGGCCUUACACAAGUACUUCAACGAACCUGCAAAAGAGUGUCCAGACGUUUCGUCUCCAAAUGAAAUCAUCAAGACUCCCAACCAGAUCUUCUUUAUUUCUGCGGGACUCUUGCUGUUGGACCCGGGGAACGGAGCUUCGAUACUCCAUAACAUACGACACACGAAUUUGGUAGCUGAAUCGUUCGACCCGCUCAGUUGUCAUUUCCAUUGCAGGAGAAACGUAAACCCAUGGCACGGUUUCUGUUCAAUUUAUGAAUGAUAAUAUAGUUUUUUAUUUUCUUUUCGAUAAUUGCAUUAUUUUCCUAACCUGAAUAAACAGUAAAGCAAAACAACGGAUCACUCUUCUUCUCUUUCUUUCGCUCGUCGGAGGGACCAAUUGUUUGUCAUGUUCCUCUCCGUUUUUAGAGAGUCCUGAAGUCAUUGCUUUUUUGUCUUUCUGCUCUAUCCAUACAAUUCCCAAAAUAAUUUUUGUAAAAAAAAAGAACUCAUAGACACUUUCGUAUGUACUGAUUUAUGAGAUGGCACCGAGGAGAAAGUACAAGCAUUCCAGUGAGUAACCGAAAAAAUGAAGAUUCAUAUAUAUACUAUUUGGUCUGUUUUGAAUGCCUUUCCUUUGAAGAAUUUGAGUUUCCAGACUAGUCACCUUCCUUUUUUAAAGAUUUUUGUGGAAGAAGGCGGGUCUAACCAGUCAGGAAUCCAUCGAUUUGUCAUCCGGACUCUUUCUCUCCUUCUCGCUCGAAAAUUGUCUCAGAAACAAGCGAGAAGCAUUCUGCAUCUUUACCCCUCAACUCGAUCAUGCUCUUGCUCUUUCUUCUCUUUCCAAAUAAUAUAUCCGCUGAUCCGGACGACAUUGUAAAACAUUACCUCGACAGCGAAAGGAUCAUUCUUCCUAGUUCAACUGAAGUCACUCCUUGUCAAGAUUUUUUUGCUCAUAUUGUCAACGGACACACUGCGUUUUUCUAUGAGCACGUGCAAAACGUGAUAUGUCGCUCCAACGCCAGCAAAAUUCCUGAGUCAUACUUUGGAUUACAAGAUUUUGAGAAAUGCGACGACGAAUCUUCUUCAAGUGUCAAAAAUGUGUCGGCAGAUGGACAACUUUUGCAAUAUUUCUUCAAUUCCGCGGAAGCAAAACUAUUGUGAGUUUGCAUUCUGUCGUCACUUAUACUUUUUGUUGUAGAUGCAAAGAACAGAGACCAAUUUUCGAGCUCAUGGCGACUAUUUCAAUGGUUAAUCGGUCCCAGGCACUAGACAAUCAAUAUUUGGAAGACGGAACGUGCGAGGACCGUUUGAGAGAUGCAAAAAAAGCUUUUUCCAAAGCCGACAAUAUUUAUGUGAGUUUCAUAGUCCCAAGUUGAAAUUAGAAACUUAAAAAUUACAAUUUUUGAGGAUGCCAACCGAGCUUAUCUGUUGAAAAUAUUGAAAAGAGCGAUAUUCGUUUCGCACAUGAAUCCUGAUCGAAUUUCGAAAGUAAAACAUAUGUUCAAGACAUUGAAGGACAUUGUUAUCAAAGAAUUUUACGUAAGACACAUUAAUUAUCAGAAAAAGGCAAUCUUAAUUGAUUUUUGACUUUUCAGACCCCUUACUGGAUUGAAAAUAACACUGCUGUGCCCUGGUUUUUAUUGGAGUUGAAAGAAAUGGAUCUUCAAGUUCCUAACUACGCAAUAAUCACGGAGUCGAUGGAAAAGUGGCUGAAGAUGGCAAAAUUAUGUGAAAAUACCGUGUCAGAACUUGGCGAACAGUUUGCUCCGUGGCGCCGCGUUAUUUGUGAAACAUACGGGUCUUCUGGUCUUCUUAAUGAUAUCCACAAAUGGCUCGUUGUGAACAUUCCCAGAAAAUUUCUGAAGGAAUUCGAGAAAGAUGAUGGUGUUUGGAUUGAUAGUGGAAAAGUAAGCAGAUUUUCAGUUUCAUUAUUCAGAACCAACUGGUUUUACAGAUAUUGAUUCCGCAGUCAAUAUUCUUCACAUUAGCUUCAGGCGAAACCAACUCGCAACUCGUAAGACAAGAUAUCAGCUCAAAGACUUUUUUCAUCUUUCAGUACGGUUCACUGGGUUUCUGGAUGAUCAAACAUAUGAUCCAUAAACUGGACCUGCGUUUUCUCGGAAAACAACGAGAAGACAUGGCCGACGUGUUCAAGAAGAACAAAGAGUGUGUGUUGUCCAGAACACACGAUGUUUCCGUCGUUUCCCUCGUCGUAUUCAGCUGGCGACUGCACCUAAACACUACUGAACUUGUGAUGGCGAUUGUUACCAAGGCCAGGGAGAACGCCUACGCUCUGAGAACAGCUUGGCGGGAAUUCAAAAAGCAUUCACCAAAUUCUGUGACCGCGUCUCUGAACAACACCAGAACACCGGAGCAAAUGUUCUUUUACUCGGCCGCAGCGGUGCUUUUUGGACCUCUGCACGCAAACUCGGAAAAUGGUCAUUUCACUCAUCGAGAAGUGAAUUUGAUGAUGAUCCAGAUGGCCCAAUUCGCAGAAACUUUCGAUUGUCCACGCAGGGAAAUGUUGGGCAGAACUUCCGAAUGUACACCUUAUACACCUGCAAAGAGAAUCAAUUGA
Molecule: messenger RNA, 3886 nt
Organism: Caenorhabditis sp. 36 PRJEB53466
Lineage: Eukaryota; Metazoa; Nematoda; Chromadorea; Rhabditida; Rhabditidae
Source: the annotation of a GenBank genome assembly